UCAUACGUAACAGGCACUUGGUAAAUUCAGUUUCAUCCUCUGGAUAACUAAUCUAUGAACAAACCGCCCAGGACCAGAAUUUUGGAACAAACACAUUUUUCUUGUUAAACCAUGGCUUCUAUAGCGAACGUCACCGUAUCAUCAACUGGUGCACGUUUACUCUGCGGCCCGGCCACUUUAACCUUGAGCAGAGCGUCUUUCAGUUUCAUUUCAUCCUCAAAGUGUUACUCAACGUUGGGUUUUAAUCCCCUGCUGCGCAGGAACCGUGCACUGCCCUCAAGAAAGCUCGUGGUUCGUGCUGCCAGAACCGAGUCCCAAGGACUCUCUCUUGGUUUUCGGGCACCUGAUUUUGAGCUUCCGGAGCCUCUUACCGGGAAAAUUUGGAAACUAGAAGACUUUGAAUCACACCCGGCAUUGCUGGUCAUGUUCAUCUGCAACCACUGCCCCUUCGUUAAGCAUUUGAAGAAAGGUAUUGUAAAGCUUUCAAACUUUUACAUGAAGAAAGGGCUUGCAGUAGUAGCAAUAUCUUCAAACUCUACAACUACUCAUCCACAGGAUGGACCUGACUUCAUGGCCGAAGAAGCUAAGAUAUUUAACUAUCCUUUCCCAUACCUCUAUGAUGAGUCACAAGAUGUUGCAAGAGAUUUUGGAGCUGUUUGCACGCCAGAGUUUUUUCUAUUCAGAAAGGAUGGCCGUAGGCCUUUUGAGCUAGUUUAUCAUGGCCAGUUCGAUGAUUCAAGGCCAAGCAGUAAUGUGCCUGUCACAGGAAGGGACUUAAGCCUAGCAAUAGAUACUGUUUUGAGCGGGCAGCCAGUAACUUCCAUUCAGAAGCCCAGUGUUGGAUGCAGUAUAAAAUGGCAUCCCAAGGCAUAGGUAUAACUGCUGAUGUUCAUAUUGGAUCCCUGAGGUCAUUGUUGGCGUCUCUUUCGGGCUCAUGAUACUAUUUUUGCAAUGGCAAUCAACCAGUCUACUGCUAGAAUGUAAACUAUAUUUUCCUUUCCAUGUUACUAUUGCAAUCCCUUCUAUGUUCCUGUGAAUUCACUUCCAGUCUUCAGAUAUAGAUGGGCUGGUGUAUUCUUUAUUUAUUUAUUUACGUUACAUGGUUGUGUAUCUGACUUCUGACUUGCUGUGUAUGUUAAUUUUGGUUACAAGAAUUUCUUCAUUUUCACUGUCCUA
This is a messenger RNA of Olea europaea var. sylvestris, 1176 nucleotides long. RefSeq lists its product as uncharacterized. The coding region runs from base 112 to 873 and encodes 253 amino acids. Lineage: Eukaryota; Viridiplantae; Streptophyta; Magnoliopsida; Lamiales; Oleaceae. The transcript is spliced from 9 exons. The record is from RefSeq and is a predicted model, not a curated record. Gene Ontology annotation, molecular function: antioxidant activity; oxidoreductase activity.